This is a messenger RNA of Boleophthalmus pectinirostris (great blue-spotted mudskipper), 1675 nucleotides long. Its product is annotated as sorting and assembly machinery component 50 homolog A-like. Gene Ontology annotation, cellular component: SAM complex; outer membrane. Gene Ontology annotation, biological process: protein insertion into mitochondrial outer membrane; mitochondrial respiratory chain complex assembly. The record is from RefSeq and is a predicted model, not a curated record. The coding region runs from base 144 to 1553 and encodes 469 amino acids. The transcript is spliced from 15 exons. Lineage: Eukaryota; Metazoa; Chordata; Actinopteri; Gobiiformes; Gobiidae.
GCGGGGGAGGUGUCAUGGCGGCCUCCUGUGUCCCGUCGGCUCUGGGCUGCUCUCUGUAGGAACUCUGGAGGAUCUGUGCGGGUCUGUGCGGGUUUGUGGAGGGUUUUACUUGUCUCUGUUCAUCUGUGCAGCUCCAGCGCGACAUGGGCACUGUGCACGCGCGGUCUCUAGACCCUCUCCCGAUGCAGGGGCCUGAUCUCGGGGUGCAGCCAGAUGACAUCGAGGCCCCUGGAGUGGAGCCCGAACCCAAACAGGAAGUGCUCGAGAACAAAGAUGUGGUGGUGCAGAGGGUCCAUGUAGAUGGUUUGGGUCGGACCAAAGAAGAUCUGCUCACAUAUGAGAUAAAGGAAGUCUUUAGAGCCAGAAACCUCAUUGAUGUUAUGAAGAAGUCCCAUGAGGCAAGACAGAAGCUGCUGCGUUUGGGAAUCUUCCGUAAAGUCAAUGUGGUCAUUGACACAUCGCGAGGAGAGGGUGCUCUUCCGAAUGGUCUGGAGGUGACGUUCCAUGUGACGGAGCUGAGGAGGGUUACAGGAAGUUACAACACGGUCGUGGGAAACAACGAAGGCAGCAUGGUCUUGGGUCUGAAGCUUCCCAACCUUCUGGGCCGAGCAGAGAGAAUGUCUCUGCAGUUUUCAUUUGGGACCAAAGAGACGUCAUAUGGAGUGUCCCUCUUCAAACCUCAGCCCGGGAACUUUGAGCGCAGUAUCACGUUGAACGCGUACAAAGUGACGGGGCAGUUUCCCUGGAGCUCUCUUAGAGAAACUGACCGGGGAGCUUCAGCUGAACUCACUUUCCCAUUGUGGAGGACCAGUCAGUCUCUGAAGUAUGAGGCAGUGUGGAGGGAGCUCUCGUGUUUGGCUCGAACUGCAUCAUUCGCCGUCAGAGAAGAGACUGGACACUCACUCAAGUCAUCAUUAUCUCACUCAAUGGUCAUCGACUCUCGGAACUCCACCAUUUUACCUCGAUCCGGAGGUCUGCUACGCAUUCACCAGGAACUAGCAGGCUACACCGGAGGAGAUGCCAGUUUCCUGAAGGAAGAUUUUGAGCUUCAGCUGAACAAAAGUCUUCUCUGGGACUCGGUUCUCUCCCUGUCUCUGUGGGGGGGUCUGUUGCUGCCCAUCGGAGACACACCCACCAGCAUUGCAGACAGGUUUUAUCUAGGAGGUCCCACUAGUGUGAGGGGCUUCAGUAUGUACAGCCUCGGCCCUCAGAGCGAAGGAGAUUACCUGGGGGGCGGGGCAUACUGGGCGGGCGGUGUCCAUCUUUUCUCUCCUCUUCCAUUCACACGGCGACGAGGUGGCUUCAUGGACCUGUUCAGGACACAUUUCUUCCUCAACGCCGGAAACCUCUGUAACCUCGAUUAUGGAGAGGGCCCUGGCGCUCACCUGCAGCGCCUGGCAGAGUGCGUCCGCUGGUCGUAUGGACUGGGCAUUGUGAUGCGUUUAGGGAACAUUGCACGACUCGAACUCAACUAUUGCAUCCCCAUGGGAGUCCAGAGCGGAGACAGGAUCUGUGAUGGGGUGCAGUUUGGAGCGGGCAUCCGGUUCCUCUGAUAUACUUUUAUUUUGAAGGGACCUGUGCAGUUUUAUUUUGAAGAUUCAUGUCAGCAGUUAUCUGUCGGUCAGUUCAUUUGUGUAAAAUGCCUCAUUAUUUAAAUUAAAUACAUGUCUUUGGA